CUCUUACCACUGCGAAAAUUUUUUUAUCGAUAUAUUUCGAUAGACGGCCCGGCAACCAAAACUGAAUUUUUACGAUUGUUAUUAGAAUUAAACAGUAUUAGUAAAAGAAAAAUGUUGGAUUUUUUUAAUGUAUGCAUGCCGGAAGUGAAGAGGGAACUGAGACGCGGCAUAAUCGAAUGCUCCAAACGUGGCCUGCUUCAUACAACAAAAUGGCUAGCUGAGAUGCAUCAUGGAUUGAGCGAAGUGAACAUCGAUGGUGCAACCAACGAAGCGGCGGCGGCACCAACUGCAGCAGAUCAAUCCUUUAGCGAAUCUCAAUUGGAGGGCAUUGCUCCGUCGGAAUACAGUGAAUACUUUCUGGCAAAGAGCUAUUACGAUGUAAGGGAAUAUGAGAGAGCGGCCCAUGCGGUUAGGAAUUGUGAAUCCAGCGUUCCGAGAUUUCUGCAUCUCUAUUCCACGUACAUGGCCAAGGAGAAGCGGCGCCUGGACUCUACGACAGAUCAAGCCAAUUUAAACGAGCCCAAUCAAAUGAAAGAUUUGACAGAUCUUUUAGCGAUUCUAAAAUCUGAAUAUGGUCGAAGUCGCUUGGAUGGCUAUGGUAUUUAUCUGUAUGGCGUUGUUCUAAAAGCCUUGAAUCUCAACAAAUCAGCUGAGGAAAUGUUAAUAGCCUCCAUAAGAUUAUGUCCCAUGUUGUGGAGUUCAUAUCUUGAGCUGUCACCCCUCAUAAUGGAGAAGAAAAAGCUAUUGAGUCUUCAAUUGGGUAACCAUUGGAUGACCCAUUUCUUUCAGGCUCACACCUACUUGGAAUUAUAUUUAAAUGAUGAUGGCCUAAAGAUCUAUGAGGAACUGCAGUCAGCUGGCUUUAACAAAAGCAUAUAUCUCACGGCUCAAAUGGCCCUGGUCUAUCACAACAAACGCGAUGUGGAUAAGGCAAUUGAAUUGUAUCAAGCUCUGUUGGAGAGUGAUCCAUAUCGAUUGGACAAUGUCGAUACCUAUUCGAAUUUAUUGUUUGUCAAGGAAAUGAAAACUGAAAUGGCCCAAUUGGCCCACAAGGCUGUAAGCAUCAAUAAAUAUCGACCGGAGACGUGUUGUGUUAUAGGUAACUACUACAGCAUACGAUGUGAUCAUCAGGUGGCCAUAUCCUACUUCCAAAGAGCUUUAAAAUUAAAUCCCAAAUAUUUAGCCGCGUGGACUCUAAUGGGUCAUGAGUUUAUGGAGCUUAAGAAUACAAAUGCCGCCAUACAAAGCUAUCGCAAAGCCGUCGAAGUGAAUAAACGUGAUUAUCGAGCCUGGUAUGGUCUGGGUCAGGCAUAUGAAAUCAUUAAAAUGCAUUAUUAUAGUUUAUAUUAUUUCAAAAUUGCCCAUCAAUUGCGACCCUAUGACUCUCGAAUGUUGGUGGCUUUGGGUGAAACUUAUGAGAAAUUGGAUAAAUGUGAGAAUGCCGUUAAAUGCUAUUGGAAGGCCAUCGAUGUGGGUGAUAUUGAGGGUAUAGCAAUGUAUAAGUUGGCCAGUUUGCAUGAAAGAUUGGGUGAUCAUGAGACAGCAGUGCAUUGUUACAUUAUGUAUUGUGAGGAUGAACGUGCCGUAACGGAUAAACAAUGUCUCUAUCAGGGAUUUAUAACCUUGGCCAACUAUUAUGAGAAGAAGGGUGAAUACGAGAGGGCGGCAUAUUAUGCAUAUAAAUGUUUGGAUUCCGAAGAUCGCAAAACUGAAGCAAAAGCUUUACUUAAGGUUAUAGAUUGGAAACGUAAUGCGGAAAAGAAAUCAAAGAGUACUUUAACUGUGGUGGCGAAUGCCGAAACAAGUUCAGAAUCUUCGGACAUGGAAUGGGAGAUGCCUGAUGUUAAGCCUCGUGUGCCGCUUACUUCAAUUGCAUCGACUGCAUUAACGUCUGCUACAACAGCCACAACAGUAACAACAACAACGGCGGCAGCGGCUUCAGCAUCUGCAACUAAUCCGACGACAUCCUUAUCAACUUCAAGUAGUUCACGUAGUCAAUCAUCACGCUCUGUGGCCGAAGGUGUACGCCGAUCGGGUACACGACCUUUGGCAAGUAGUUCAAUAAGUAUAAUUGCGUCCACAUCGGCUACUGGAACACCAACAGCAUCAUCAACGAUCACAACAACUGCAGCCGCUGCCUCCUCCACCACAACAUCAGCAUUGGAGGAGACAAUGAAUGCAUCAAAUGCUGCAAAUAAUCAGCAAACCGAUGAAGAUGAUAUGGAAAUAUUAAGUGUAUUUAUAGACUAAGCUCAUACAAACCAAUUUUAGGUUCCUUAAAAAACCAAAAAAAAAAAAAAUGAAGUUAUACAAAUAUUUUGUUAUGCUCUUAAAUUUAAAUGUAAAUUAAAAAUUUCUACAAAAAAAAUUCAGUUAUGGAAAGAUGUUGAUUUAAAUAAUCCAAUUUUAGGGAUAUAAAAUAAAUGCUGUAGUUUUUACAUUUAAAAAA
Molecule: messenger RNA, 2449 nt
Organism: Drosophila willistoni
Lineage: Eukaryota; Metazoa; Arthropoda; Insecta; Diptera; Drosophilidae
Gene: Cdc23
Product: cell division cycle protein 23 homolog
Exons: 3
Biological process (GO): cell division
Cellular component (GO): anaphase-promoting complex
Molecular function (GO): protein binding
Source: RefSeq, a predicted model, not a curated record